AGAGAGAGCAGAUGUCUCUGCUUCCAUAUUCGAUCCCCAAGCUCUGAUUUUUCUACACAGAUUUGUUUGGUUACUCAGAAAACUCGAAUGGGUCUGUCUCAAUUCAUCCAAUCCAUUGAUUGGCAACAAGAAUCGUACCCAGAAUAUGAAGAUUUCGCAGUUCUUCCAUUGUUUGCUCUGUUCUUCCCAUCUGUUCGUUUCUUUCUAGACAGAUUUAUAUUCGAGAAAUUGGGCAGACAAUUGAUAUUUGCAAAAGGACAGCAGACACUGGCUGUUGAGACGGAUGACAGGAAAAAGAAGAUACGAAAAUUCAAAGAAUCAGCAUGGAAAUGUAUUUAUUAUCUUUCAGCAGAGAUUCUGGCGGUUUCUGUCACUUAUAACGAGCCUUGGUUCACUAACACAAGAUGUUUUUGGGUGGGGCCAGGAAAUCAGGUCUGGCCUGACCAGAAAAUUAAGUUGAAAUUGAAAGGAGUGUAUAUGUAUACCGCUGGAUUCUACACAUACUCCAUAUUUGCUCUAAUUUUCUGGGAAACAAGGCGCGCUGAUUUUGGGGUGUCAAUGGGUCAUCAUGUUGCAACUCUCAUUCUAAUUCUGCUUUCUUAUAUAUUAAGGUUUGCUCGUGUUGGCUCCGUUGUUUUGGCUCUUCAUGAUGCUAGUGAUGUAUUUCUAGAAGUAGGGAAAAUGUCUAAAUACAGUGGUGCAGAAACUCUUGCUAGCUUUGCGUUUAUUCUUUUGGUUUUGUCUUGGAUCCUACUUCGCCUGAUUUACUAUCCAUUUUGGGUCCUCUGGAGUACAAGUUAUGAAGUUGUCCAGACCUUGGACAAGGAGAAGCACAAGGUGGAAGGACCAAUUUACUAUUACGUGUUCAAUUCUCUUCUUUUUUGCUUGCUUGUUCUUCACAUUUAUUGGUGGGGGUUGAUGUAUCGGAUGCUUGUCAAACAAAUACAAGCAAGAGGCCAAAUUAGUGAAGAUGUUCGAUCUGAUUCCGAAGGUGAAGAUGAACAUGAAGAUUGAUCAUUUUUAAGAUUUGCAAUUACUGCUUCAAAUAUGUGUAGAUUGAGCAGUUAAGGCUUACACACGUUCUCUAAUGCACGCUCAACAUUAAGAUCAGAAAUGUAUACUAAUUUGUGAGAAGAUGCAAAAGCAGGUUGAGGAGUGUGGCAAGCAGACAGAAGUUGCAUUUGUGAUUUGGACGCAUAAGCCUCUGGUUCUGCUGUCUCAAAAGGCGAAAUUGUUGUGAGGAAAGUUCGUGAUUGUAUUGAUUUUGUAAUACUAGGUUUGUAACAAUUGAGAUUGGUGUCUUUUUUUUUUUUUGGCACAAUUUGAGAUUGGUGUCUGCAGUGAAAUUAUUAGGCACUCUUUUUUCUUUCCCCUUCUUGUUACCAAGAAACCUUGGUGUAGCAAUUGAGCUUUGGUGUCUGCAGUGAAAUUAUUUAGUUGGUUUCUUUA
This is a messenger RNA of Camellia sinensis, 1449 nucleotides long. Its product is annotated as ASC1-like protein. Gene Ontology annotation, cellular component: membrane; endoplasmic reticulum. Gene Ontology annotation, molecular function: sphingosine N-acyltransferase activity. Gene Ontology annotation, biological process: ceramide biosynthetic process. The record is from RefSeq and is a predicted model, not a curated record. Lineage: Eukaryota; Viridiplantae; Streptophyta; Magnoliopsida; Ericales; Theaceae.